UGAGAGAGAGAGAGGAACAGUGAGAUUUUCACAAAAGAAGAACAUUCUUUCUCUCCCAGUACCUGUACAAAAUACAAAUCCUAACUUUCUUUUGACUCUCUAUUUUUUCUUUUGUUAAAUUAAAAUUUCUGUAAAUUCUUUCUCUUUGAUUUCAUGUCCUUUAGUGUUCUUCCCUUAAAAAGUCAAAAAAAUAAAUAAAUCAAACCUUUAUAAAUCUGUACAUACGCAUUAAUUCUAGCUUUAUUUCUCCUCCUCCUCCUCCUCACCUCCAAAACUGUUAACGAAAACUCACUUGAAUUUUCGGUUUUUUGUAUACUUUUCUUAUUUAUAACCAAUCCUGAUCUAAUUGGGUCUUUCAAAAAAUUCACCGAAUCUUCAUAAAAUCCUUAUAAAAUUUAUGGGUUUUUAGAGAAAAAUAGUGGGUCUUUGUUAAAAUUUGAGAAAGCAAAAUCUUUUUGCUUGAUCUGGGAUUCUGGGGUGUUGUUUUUGAGAAAAAUCUGGUCAUUAUACAGCCAUGGCAGUCCCAACAAUAGCUUUAUACGCGAGCCCACCUAGUAGCGUGUGUUCAACACCAUAUCCAUGCCAAAUCAACGCACACGCAAAUUAUGAUUUUGAAUUGAAUUCAAGAUCUUCAUCAACAGCUUCGUCUAGUGCAUCUUCCUCUCAGAAACCAAUUGUUGGUGGUUUAUCUCGUUUGUUUUCAUCCCCAGCAGUGAAACAUGCAUCAUUUUCGGGUGAUAGAGAGGAGCUGGGGUGGCAUGAUAGAGGAGACGAAUUGAAGGAAUUGAGUAGUUCAUUUUGCUACACACCAAGUAAAUGCCUUGCUGGGUCUUCUAUAAAGAGGGAUCAAAGUCCGGUUUCGGUUCUGCAAGGUCAAGUCUCUUGUUCUAGUAGUCCUCCUACGAGGAUUGCUAGAGAAAGGAGUGGUUGUGAUGUGGGUUUUCAGAGUUCAAUUCAUGGGUCGUUUCGCAGUGGGGCUAAUGGGCUCUUUAAUGGGUUUGUGAGGAAUGCAUUAGGGUCUUGUGUUGAUUAUGAUUCUCCGAGUUUUGAGGUUCACAAUAAUGGUAUUGAUGAAGAUUCAUCUUCUGUUGUUGUGGAUGAAUUGACUUUUAGUAUGGAGGAUAGUUGUGUGGACGCUAAUUAUGAGCCUUAUGCUAAGGAGCUGUUGUUUGGCGCACAAUCAAGGCACACAAUUUUUUGUGAUGAUUUUGUGAUCAAGGCUUUUCAUGAGGCUGAGAAAGCACAUAGGGGACAGAUGCGAGCCAGUGGGGAUCCUUAUUUGCAGCAUUGUGUAGAGACUGCAGUUCUGCUUGCGAUCAUUGGUGCCAAUUCCACAGUGGUUGCUGCAGGGCUUUUACAUGACACUUUGGAUGAUUCUUUCAUAAGCUAUGACCACAUAUUUAAAACAUUUGGAGCUGGGGUGGCUGAUUUGGUUGAAGGGGUCUCUAAGCUUAGCCAACUGAGCAAGCUUGCUCGUGAGAACAAUACAGCAAGCAAAACUGUCGAGGCAGAUCGCUUGCACACCAUGUUCCUUGCCAUGGCAGAUGCUAGGGCUGUCCUGAUUAAAUUAGCUGAUCGAUUGCAUAAUAUGAUGACGCUAGAUGCAUUGCCUUUGGUGAAGCAACAGAGAUUUGCUAAAGAGACUUCGGAGAUAUUUGCUCCCUUGGCCAACCGUUUAGGAAUCUCCAGUUGGAAAGAGCAGUUGGAAAAUCUUUGUUUUAAGCAUCUCAACCCAGAUCAGCACAAAGAUUUGUCUGCUAGACUUGUGGACUCUUUUGAUGAGGCAAUGAUUGCUUCUGCUAAAGAGAAAUUAGAGAAAGCUCUUACGGAUGAAGCCAUUUCUUACGAUCUAUCUGGAAGGCAUAAAAGCUUAUAUAGCACUUAUUGCAAAAUGUUGAAGAAAAAGCUGAACAUGGAUCAGAUCCAUGAUAUUCAUGGGUUGCGUCUGAUUGUCGAAAAUAACGAAGACUGCUAUAGAGCAUUGAGAGUUGUUCAGCGUUUAUGGUCCGAAGUACCUGGAAAAUUCAAAGACUAUAUAAAUAAUCCGAAGUUCAAUGGGUAUCGAUCUCUUCAUACAGUAGUAAUGGGUGAGGGCACAGUGCCACUUGAAGUUCAGAUUCGAACAAGGGAGAUGCAUCUGCAAGCAGAGUUUGGAUUUGCAGCUCAUUGGAGGUACAAGGAAGGUGAUAGCAAGCACUCCUCAUUUGUGCUUCAGAUGGUUGAGUGGGCAAGAUGGGUCAUAACCUGGCAGUGCGAGACAAUGAGCAAAGAUCAUUCUUUCAUUGGCUGUGGUGAUUCCAUAAAGCCUCCAUGCACAUUCCCUUCACAUUCUGAUGGCUGCCCAUAUUCUUACAAGCCUCACUGUGGGCAAGAUGGACCUGUCUUCGUCAUUAUGAUUGAGAGUGAUAAGAUGUCUGUGCAAGAGUUUCCUGCAAACUCAACAGUGAUGGAUCUGCUGGAAAGGGCUGGGCGUACGAGUUCAAGAUGGUCCCCAUAUGGGUUUCCCGUGAAGGAAGAGUUGAGGCCAAGGCUGAACCAUCGGCCAGUGUAUGAUGUGACUUGCAAGCUAAAGAUGGGGGAUGUCGUGGAGCUAACUCCAGCUAUACCUGACAAAUCUUUGUCCGACUACAGGGAAGAGAUUCAGCGCAUGUAUGAACGUGGCUCAGCCCCUGUUUCAAGCACAGUUCCUGCUGUUAGCGGCACUGUUGGAUAGAGAAGUUGACCCAUUGCUUAUAGACCGAUAAAUAGUAUAUACCCCAUUUAGUGACAAUUGGUUAUUCUUGGACAUGCAGAUGUUUGUACAGAACAGUUAUAUGGUUCUGGUAUGAAAAAGGCCAUGGCUAACUGGACUCAAAACGAUCAACAAAGAUUUAUUUUCUCACUUCCCCACUA
Populus trichocarpa (black cottonwood) is the source of this 2892-nucleotide messenger RNA. RefSeq names its product probable GTP diphosphokinase RSH2, chloroplastic. Bases 515 to 2713 code for a protein of 732 amino acids. Gene Ontology annotation, cellular component: chloroplast. The transcript has 6 exons. Gene Ontology annotation, biological process: guanosine tetraphosphate metabolic process. The record is from RefSeq and is a predicted model, not a curated record. NCBI's taxonomy places the organism in Eukaryota, Viridiplantae, Streptophyta, Magnoliopsida, Malpighiales, Salicaceae.